Messenger RNA from Wasmannia auropunctata (little fire ant), 8381 nucleotides. RefSeq names its product rho GTPase-activating protein 21 (gene RhoGAP19D). Gene Ontology annotation, biological process: signal transduction. The transcript has 22 exons. NCBI's taxonomy places the organism in Eukaryota, Metazoa, Arthropoda, Insecta, Hymenoptera, Formicidae. Gene Ontology annotation, molecular function: phospholipid binding; protein binding. The record is from RefSeq and is a predicted model, not a curated record. Bases 1 to 6993 code for a protein of 2330 amino acids.
AUGGCAGGAUGGGUACUACCGGGAAAAACCGGAAAAACCUGGAAUUCUCAGGGAAUUUCAUUUUUGCCCUUGAAAGUCAUGGAUUCUCAUGGAAUACUGGUAGGGCACUCAUCUCCCCCGCCACCAGCGCCGAGUUCGGGCCCCGGUCCAGGAGAUCCGGCGUCCCCCAGAUCCGCUCAGAAGGAGAACUCGCCGCCUCGUGGCCCUCGCACCCUGCUGCUCCGGCGCAGCGAGAAUGGCUACGGAUUCACGUUACGGCAUUUCAUCGUCUAUCCGCCCGAGUCCUGUUGCAUGCUGCCGGGACACGAGCGGACCAAGAUCGACGAGCCCAUGGACACGAUCUUCGUGAAGCAGGUGCGGGCGAAUUCGCCGGCGGCCGAGGCCGGACUGCGCACCGGUGACCGCGUCGUCUCCGUCGACGGGACGCCCACCCGGGGCGAGCAGUACGCCAGCGUGGUGCAACGCAUUCAACAAGCGGGACCGUGGCUGCGCCUCCUCGUGGUCUCCAAGGAGGACGACAUUUUGCAGCGGUACUUCGGCGAGACGGCGCAUAAUCCCGAGACGAAUCAACGGCCGCGGCUACGCUCACCGGAGAGACUGUCGCAGAAGCAGCGCAGGUCUGUGAGCAGCAUGAUUCCGGGCGGAUCGCCGAGGACGCGGCAGUCCUGGGUCUGCUCUCUGCCGUCGUCCGAGAGCCCAAAUCAUCAUCACGAGGAAGUGACGUGCAGGAUGCCGCCGUCUCAGGUCUCGAUCGUGGACUCUCAGAUCGCGAGCGCGUUGCAGCCACGGAGGGGUUUGUCGGAGGCGAGCGCGUUGUAUGAUCUCUCGGAGGACUCCCGAGUUCCGGGGAGAAAGCUGCCGUUGCUGCGGCACGAGGACAACAACGUCGUGCAGCCGAGCGGCCGACUGUCCCUGGACUCCAAGUACGAUCUGUACGACCGGACGCGGCCCGAGUCGGUGUACUCGCGGCCGAGCAACGAGCAGCUGUACGACCGGAUCAACGAUCCGAUUUACGAGCGCGUGCGCGCCAGCGAGCACCAUCCGCAGCACUACUACCAGCCGUCGUCCCUGCUGCGCUACCCGGUGUCGCAGGCGGAGCCGCAGGUGCCGAUCUACCGGCCGAUCAAGCGAAUGGUGACGCGACGGGCGAGCGAGGGCAGCGGCAACACCCUCGACUCCGAGACGGCGAGCUACGGCAGCAGCAUCGACGCCCUGAGAUCGAGCGAGUCCAGCAGAUUGAGCAUCGAGUCGAGACGGGACUCGUCGCCCGCCGCCAGCAAGGAGAGCACGUCCCCGUACGACUCCAACUCGACUCUGACCGGCAACGAGUGCUCCGACGACUCCGUCAUCAUGAACCGGCUGCGCAAGAGCUUCGAGCAGAAGGCGGAAUUUCUGCGGCGGCCGAGUCACCCGAUCGGCUGGUCCCUUGACUCGGCGACGUCGCUACUGCCGAACUUUGGCCAGUCCUCGGUGAUCCACAGGGAAUUCUAUGCGAGGCCACAGAAGCUCCAGAGACAGAUCUGGCCGCCCGGCCAGAACGAACAACAGCAGCAGCAGCAGCAGCGACAGCAAUCCCCCACGAGGAGAUCUCAAGAGAGGAAUGCCAAGACCAGUUUGGUGAACAAGCCGUCGAAUCAGAGCGUGCAGAGGAUAAAGGACGUGGACUCCAGCUCCGAGUACUCGAAGCCGCGGAACGAUCAACAGUUCGCGGACAAUCAGUCCGCGGAUCACUGCUACUCGCCGUCGCUUCUCUACGACAACGAGCACGCGAAGGAGCAGCAGUACUCGCGCGGCACGAGCAAGGGCAGCUUCGUCAGCAUCCUGUCGAGAAUACACGAGAACGUCGGCGCGAGUCAGCAACAGGCGGCGCAGGAGACGCGAAACAGCUCCUCGUCGCUGCCGUCCUCUCCGGUGCCGGACAAGAAAAUCAGCGGCGACACCAGGUUCCCGGUGCCGCCGCAGGGCCUGCAGAUAGUCUCGCGGCGCGCGAAGCAGUUCGAGUCGGGUCGUCUGCUGAGCGACGAGGACGAGCCCGCUGGCGAUCGGACGAAUCUCUACAGGAGCGAGCUGUCGAGAUUGUCGAACAAGAGGAGCGUGCCGAAUGUGGCCGUGCGGAAACGGGAGUUCGAGUCUAAAGCCGAGAAUCAGGACUUGAGGAGGCUACCGGCCAGGGAAACGAAGUCUCUCGACACUGGUGCAGUAUUUACAGGCAACAGAAUAAUUCCUAUAGGAAGCAAGCAUAUCCAUUGCGAGCCACCGGCCGACUAUAGAGAGAGCGAAGACGUGCCUGCUAUGGAGACGGAAUCGGUGCGUUUGAGGGCACGCAGCAACAGCGCGGAGUCCUGGGAGGCAACGAAUGGCCCGGCGGCGCGGAGCGGCGCGAGGCAUACGUGGCAGACCGCCGCCGAGGUGGAAGACGGCGGCGGCAGCAGCACCGAGGACAACAGUAAAGCCUAUCGCAACCAGGACAAUUACUUGCAGUCGGCCAAACUGCAAAUCGCGCCAGUCAAUGGUUCUUCGCCCAACGGCUCGACCAAUAACGCCGCGGUACUUAGGCGACAGAAGAACGCACAGAUCAGUGACGAGGAUCGUGCGACCAGGCGGGUUUCGUAUCUGAAGGCGACGUGGGGCGAACGGAUGCACGUCGACAGCGAUCUCGAGCUCAGCGAUUCCGAACCCGUUCACAUUCACAGAAGUGCGCAAAGACGAUGGCGGCCGCCGUUGUUUCCGAGCGAUAUAACGCCCCUGCGACGCAUCUUUGAGGAUAUGACGCAGGCCGCGUCCUUACAUCGAAACUCGCACCAUCGUAACAGCAUUGCUGUGACGCAUAGUACGUCAAACAGCUGCGACGGGACUGCGAAGGAUGUUGAACCAGUGGAACGGGAGGGAACGCUCCAUGUUAAAUUCACAGUGCUCGACGGCAAGCGAUCUACCGAUCGUUCCUGGAAGCAAGUCUGGGGUGUUCUCCGUGGUCCUAUAAUAUACUUUUACAAGGAUCGUCACAGCCAGAGUCCCUCGCUGAGCACCGAUAGCGAGACGAAUGCGGGACAGAGCGUCGACGUCAGGUGUUCCGUGGUCGACGUCGCCGAGGACUACACAAAGCGGAAACACGUGUUGCGAGUGGCAAAUCCCACGGCGGAGGUGCUCCUGCAGACCGAGGAUGCGGCGUCCAUGGCCCUUUGGUUAAGAUCACUUCAUUCUCACGCCGCUGCAGAAAGAGCAUCGGACGCUGUAUCUUGCACGUCGAAACAGCAAGCCGUUCCCCAAACGCCGACGGGUCCGUCAACUCCGAACAGCGGCGUGUCUCCGAGCAACGUCCAACGACUGAGUCCGCUGCCGAGUCACAAGGGCAUCAAGAAACUGACGUCAUUCAGGAAUCGAUCGCCGACCGGUCAGUCGCCGGUGAACAAGACGCGCAAGCCGAGCAGUCAGAUAGUGGAGCCCCUGCCGUCGCCGAAAUCGAAGACCUGGAAGGGCAGGAUGGCGAAGCAGUUCAGAAGGAUGCACGGCCAGACCGGCGGCGCGCCGUCCUCGCCCACGGCGCAGCUGCCGCCGGAGGGGGCCACGUUCAAGGUGCCCCUCGAGCUCUGCCCGCCGUCCUCGUUCUCCGAGUACGUGCCGCUGAUCGUCGAAAUGUGCACGAGCAUCGUCGAGGCGAGAGGACUCGAGGUUGUGGGUAUCUACAGGGUGCCGGGAAACACCGCCGCGAUCGCCCAGCUCACGGACAGUGUCAACAGGGGAUUCGAGAACAUCAAUCUCCAGGAUCCGAGGUGGAGCGAUGUUAAUGUGAUAUCGUCGUUGCUGAAGUCGUUCUUCCGUCAACUUCCCGACUCCCUGCUCACGGCGGAGCUGUAUCCCAUGUUCAUCGACGCCGACAAGAUAGAAGAUCCGCAAAGGAGGAUGACCACGAUACGAAAAUUGUUACGAGAUCUUCCGGAGCAUCACUUUGAGACGCUGAAGUAUUUGAUGCAGCAUCUAAAGAAGAUAGUGGAGCACAGCGAGAUCAACAAGAUGGAGGCGAAGAAUUUGGCCAUCGUCUUCGGACCGACGCUGGUGCGGGCGAGCGGUUCAAGAGACAAUAUGGUCACUAUGGUCACCGAUAUGUCGCAUCAAUGUAGAAUAGUCGAGAGUCUGCUGAAUAACGUCGAUUGGUUCUUCUCGGAGGACGAUCUGGACGAUUUAAGCAGAUUGAGCGUAAAUUUAAGCCUUCCAACCGACAGUUGCGAUAUUGAACCAGCAUCCAAUCACAGUCUUCUGUUAAACAACAUUCAGAAAAUCGAAGGUAUGCGUGACAUGGCAUCCGCUAGAGACAUUGUAUCUUCAAUCAUAUCCGCGGCUAAUAAAAAGAUACAAAGACGACGAAAGACUCAGGACGAGAUCGACAAUAGUGAACACGAUAACGAUAAGUCGAAGCAAGAAUCGGAGAACUCGCCGACAAUUCGACAGAGUAUGGCCUUAAACGAACGUCAGUGUUCCGUCAGCGAGAUCGUGCAGAUGCACGAGAGCAAGAAUCAAGCGAAUCACUCGGCGGAUCGUUCCCUGUCGGUCGACGCGAACAACAGCGGCUCGUCGCACGGCGGCGCGUCCUCGUUGAAUCGCGCCAAAUACGCGAUUCAGUCCGCGCCGCCGUCCGUGGACUCCACGCGGCUGUCAAUCGACGCCGGUCUGAGUUCAGCGGAGACCGGCUCCACGGUGUCCAGCGGCGGGUCCAGCAGCCAGACGAAGCAGAGUAACGACGAGAUUGCGAUUCUGACGUACGCCGGUUUGAGCGCGACCACGCAGGAGCGGGUGCGCCGAUUCGAGGAGGAAACGAAGGCGAUGCUGCAGCGUGACCAGCACCGGCAGAGGCUCGAGGCGGAGAAGAGGGAGGAGGAGAGACGGAGGAUCGAGAUAGAGUGGCAGUUGGCGAAGCGGGAGAUGGAGAACGACGAUCUGCUCGACAGCAUAGUCGACACCACGGUGUCGCCGAGCCUCCUGUCGGAGCGUCUCUCCGGUCUGAACGAGAGGCUUGCCGACAAGUCGUUGAUGGAUCUGCCCGAGAAGCACGGCAGGUCGCGAUCCACCACGAGACCACCGCUGUCGAUAGCCGUGCAGCAACAGCCCACGAUGCAUCAAAAGGUACAGGCUACCAAUCAGCUGACCAGCAUUCUAGGGGAGAAGAUGAACAACGGCGUCAUUAAGAAAUUUAAAACGGAUAAGGAUCCGUCGAUGGAGUCGAUUUGUUUGCCGCCGGUUCGAUACGGAAGUCUGGACUCCCUGCACGAGGUUCACAAUCUCUCGCAGUCCUCCCCGUCGCCAUCGCAGCAGCAGCGUGGCGUUCCCGGCGACGGCUCGGACGAUGCAGGCUCUUGUUUUCUGCAGUGGACACAGAAGAUACUCACUAUUAACAAAAAGCUUUCUAGGCACACAGCAAGCCCGGGCUUUUGGUGGUACAUAUCGUCCCACCUGUACGGUACCGCGGGUCCCGGUAGCGCCGCCCCGAAGACACCGAGCCGGUCGCCAAUGUCAAUGCCGGUGCCGGUCGUCGUCGCAGCGGUCCCAAUGCCAAUGUCCGUGCCCGUGCCCGUGUCAGGAGCGCGGACAGCAACAGCGGCAGCAACAACAACAGCAACGGCAACCGCAGCCGCAGCAGCAGCAGCCUCAUCGCUGGCAACUGCUGUCGCGUCUGCAGCAUCAGCUACCGCAUCAUCGACGAACGACGUCGUCGGCAGCAACGAGCCCGCCACCGCCAAGACUCUAAAUCGAUUCCUCCGAGGUAGCGACCUUCUGACGAGCCUCACGACCACGUUCGACCGCAAGUGGAGGUCCCUCGUCAAUCAGUCGUCGAAUCAAGCGCAGCCACCACCGGCAGCCGCCGCAUCCUGCAACAAGGACGUCGCGGAGCAGCCGGGGCAGAAGCAGCCGGGCGCGUCCCCGAGAUUCAAAUAUCCAUCUGCGGAGACCUAUCGUGACCCGAGCCUCCACAAAUCGCUCGACAAGAGUCACCUCUCCCGCUCGAAGGAUGACGCUCCCGAGAAGGACACCGACUCAACGGUAGCCGACGACAUGCCGCGCCCCUCGGAAUCCGACACGCCGAACAACGACCGCGGCGACAAGCAGAGGCCGGAAGCGAAGACCGUGGCAAAUCACGCGGCGGAGAACAAGGAGGAUCAGAAGGACGUGGACGAGGGGGACGAUUGCCUACGCGCGGGAAACCCGAAGCGUUACGAGCUGGCGAACGAGAGGAAUCUCCCGGAAAAUAAGCCGGAGAACAACGACGUCGGCGCGAAGGUGGAGGACAACAGCAGCCGGGGCCAUCACUACGAGACCGGGGGGGACUCCAGCUACUCCAACAAGUUGAAAAAAUUUGAGAGCCUGACGAGCUCGCAGGCGCGGUCCCGCCUGAAGCGGUCGGAGUCCCUGAACAAGAGGACGUGCGAGAACACCACCUCGCGACUGAAGCGAUCGGAGAGCCUGAACAAGCACUCGGCCGAGCGGCCGUCGCCGCUCAAGCGGUCCGAGAGCUUGAACAAGCACGCCGACAGGUCGGAGUCGCCGGGCAGCAAGCUGAGGCGCUCGGAGUCGCUGACGAAGACCGAGAAGACCGAGUGCAACAUCAGCAAGCGGCGGCAGUCGGUGCGCACCAAGGAGAGCGCGACCAAGCUGAAGCGGAAGAACGGGAUGUCGGAGCGGUCGAUCAAACGCCGGCACACGGUCGGCAGCACCAAGGACUUCGACAAGGUACACUGGCUCGACAAUAAGCUGCAGUCGGAGGCGGAGAGGGUCAUCCGGAGCGACUACCGGCCGAAGAAGAGUCAGCUGCGCACGAGCUCGCCCGAUCUCAGCACCAAUCGCGUGGCCGGCAUGGCCGACACGAGCUUCCUGAUCGAGGUGAGCUUUCGCGGGCCCAGCAACGUCGUCUUCAACGUGACUAACGCCGCGCGGCCGCAGUCGUUGCCGGACGCGAGCCUCGCGUCCAAGGUUUUCAAGGUGCCCCUCGAGAGUCACGUAUGACGCACGCUUGAAUAAGCUCUUUUAACUCGACACACUUCUUCUACCGUUCACCUUCCGAAUAAUAGUGCACGCGCGGGGGUGCUGCUGUCGUAUCUGCACCUACCUGCCAUCUACUUUUAAUACUUCUACCGGUUUAUAUCAUACAUAUAUAUAAACCGAAUUGACAAUUGUAACAUUAGGUUUUUAUAUAUUCCCACAUUAUAUAAAAAUAAUUGGAUCGCCAAUCUGAAUUCGUUCGCCGAAAACGCUGACAUUAUUCAUUAAUCGCCAGUGUGCCAAAGAGCUGUCACCUUAUGAAUCAUUUAUCGCUAUCGAACGCGAUAACUAUCGAAAAUUCGUUGAACGAUGGACGUAGACUGGAUUAGAUAAGGGAGAGACAGGUACAUCUUAUCUCCACUACGAUGUUCUCUGCACUAUGAUGUUUUUAAUCUUCAAUUCGAGUUUAAUUUAUAAUGCGAGAUCGGCACGAUAGGAAAUCGCUCUGGGUUAAAUUAGCCGGAAGCAGUUAGACUCGUUCUCUCUUUAAAGAAAAAGAUAGAUACUUUUACUGAUCAACUGCAGACAGGCCGAAAAUAAAGCUGAACUAAGCUGCCAAGCUUGGGAAAACGUAAGAAAGUUAUUUAGUGAUUAUAUAUUGCAUGUGGUAUCUGCAUCGUGUCAAUUUUAUAUAUAUAAAUAUAUAGAUAAUAUGAAUAUACAUACACAUACACACAUUAUCUCUUUUACUUGUGAAUUGUGAUUGUGACAUUUUUUUGUACAUAAGAUGUAUAAUGCGAGCUGACUCGAAUUAAAUAUUAAAUAUAGCAAGGUAACUAUAUUGUACGUAUCUUUAAAUUUAUAUUUUAAUAAUCACUUAACAAUCAUCGCGCGGAUGCUCCGUACGCGUGCGAAACUAGCUCGAUCCUCGGAUGUGUAUUGGCAGAUUCGUAUUGGCUAUAUUCAUAUUGGCGAGAAUGCACUAUUUUUUAAAAACGCAGAUGUGACAAAGAGGUGUGAUCGUUAGGAUAAAAAAUCAUGCGUUUAGCGGGCGUAUAACACAAUCGGCCCCGGGCCGUUUUCCACAUCGUCGCGAGCGAUCGAUAACACUUGAAAGUUCACUGAAAGGUAGCACCCAUAGCGUUAAGAAAUACUUUUUUUACGUAAGCUCUCCGAUGAAAAAAGUCUACGAUGUGAUAGAAAAAAAAAGAAAAAAAACACUUGCGCGCCUGUCGAUGUACGUACACAUAUCGUUAUGCGGGUGUGGUUGCGUGCGUGCGUGCGUGCGUGCGUGCAUGCGAAAAUUUACACGAGCGCGUGAAAAACCUAUUUUCUAUGUGCAUUGUGAUCGAUAUUAACGAUCAGUCUAGUACUCUACUGCUGUUGCGUCAUUGUAAAAUUUUAUCGUACAG